GGAAAUUUCCGUACCCAAGGGGUCACCGUGAUAUCGCUUUGCAUUACCAAUUGUUUCAAAACGUUUAAGGUGAGUUUUAAACAAUUUUUUGCGUUACAGUAAUAUCAUGAUAGCUGUCUGAAAUGACCAAAACUGGGUUAAGUGUCUAGUCUACGGAGUUACAGAAAAGGGCCAACUUAAAGAUGUUAUCCACACGAUAGCAGGAAAUUACUGUGAGGGCUUAGAAAGUUGCAAUCCCUUUUUGGUCACCUUCGAAGUAUUGAGCGUAAAAUUCUGUCAUUUUUCUUCUUAUGUUUUUUUUUUCUUUGUUGGGUAAUUACAGGAAAUACAAAUAAUGUGUGAUGCAUCUUUCUAUUUCACGAGGAUCUCACACCUCUCCCCCUGAAAAAAAAAAAAAUUUCCCGGAGCCGAACAUUAGCCCACCUUUUAUUUACCCUUCAUGACCCUAGGGCAUUUUGUUGGCUAUGUUUUAAUUUUAGAUGUGUUUAUGAAAUUGGUGGAAACUGAAAAUGACGAAUAGACUAAAUAUCAAAGAUUUUAAAAGCGUUUCUCGGGUUUUUGUCUUAGUUUGCUUCGUCACUUUAAUUUCCCGAGGGGACGGGGGGAGAGAUGGGAAAUAGGAUUUGUUGAUCGGCAUGAGUUUCACAUGAUCAAGUCGCAUUGGAUGACCUCAGCUGAGGAUACCCUACUUUAAUUGUGUAAUAAGGAAUAGGGUGACAACACGGACGCGUCAGAUCCAAAUAAAAGAAAUUAAUUACCAGUAAUUAGACGAAGUUAAAAAAUCAAAGAAUUUACUUGCGCUUUAAUGUUUUUUGCAUUUACUUUGCAGCUUCAUAAGCAUUUGAUCAAGACUGCAAAAUUACAAGUAUACGUACACUUAAAAAGAAAUCAUGGUCACGUUUCUCUUACGUUGGUUACUGCUUAUGUGUACAGUAAUAAUCCACUUAUCGAGUCCUGUACACGUAUCCCAGGCCACACACUAUCCACAGGGCUGGCGAGAUGCCCCGGGCUCGUUAAAUGAGUUUCCAGUUGGAGUUAUACAGGGCAAAACGCAGACAAUCAUCGAUCCUUGGAAUUAUCUACAGAGAAUGGGAGUUUUUAAGCUAAUGGUCAAACACUCGGAGCCUUUCUUUAAUUCCUGGGGGUAUAAUAACACUGGGAAUCUCCUCUGGGGACUGCCGCUUCAGUUCGGAUGGCAAAAGAUGUCCGGUCGCCUUCGUGACAUGAGGAGUAACCAUGGUAAUGUUGGAUGUGGAGACUAUUGCGUAUCUCCCACCAGCUGGUGGGCCGAUAUGAACUACUACCUCUCUGUGCUUCCUUUCCUGGGAGCCUUGAAUUCUGGGAUAUUCUCACCGCUUAAGUAUCCUUUGUAUAUCACCAAACCAGCCAACGUGAGCGAGAAAGUCAAACAAAAGUUCUGUACCAGUAUUGAAGAGUGCAAGGUAAAACAUGGUGAGGUGAUUCAGGACUGGACAGAGUUUUUCCGGCGAAUUAAGGUUGCUUCUUCUGCAUCCGAUCACGAUGCCACAGUAGCACUGAUGUGGAAGGCGCACACCACAUCUAUUAAACACGGUGAGUCAAUCAACAGUCCUUAAUCCAUCCACCCCAAAAAGGACUCUCGUCUUACUGGAACAGGAUAGCGAAAUAAAUCGAACUUUUUCUAGCCUAGCAGGCGUUAAAGGGUGGGGUGGGGGGACGGAGGGGGAAGGGUAAAAAAGAGAAGAACGAGGGAGGAAAAAAAUAAGGGAGAGGGGAUCGGGGAGAGAAGGAUGGAAGGAACGCCAGCGUUUCCCUUCUUUUCUUUGUGUUGAGCGAAGAGACGGGGUUAACUUGAAAAGAAUUCACUUUAAAAUUGAGCCUUACCAGGGAGCUUGUAUCCAUAGGAUCAACUGACAUUGUAUUGGAUGGUGAUGACGCAUGUGAUGACAAAAAGUCUCCUAAGAAAGCUAGAUAAGUCUUAAAAAAAAAAAAUACUAUCUAACGAUCUCUUGGCAGUUAUUCUUAACUUAUCGAUGUUCUUAUGUGAUAAGUUCCUCACGAAUUUUGACUGUUUUGUCACUCCCUAGGGCUUCCCCUAUUCACUGAAGAAGCCAGCCUACUAUCAGAACCAGAGAAGAACUUUGGGAUGGGAUGGGCACUAUCGGUAGACUUCAUUGCAGCUACACAUUUUCAAACCAAUCUCAACGAUACAUGUCAACAGCAGUCAUCGCUGCCACCAAGAAUCUUGAAGAACGGUGACAUAGCUCCCUUCAUCAAGGACCUCACCGGUGCUCAAAAUCGUGUAAUUUUGGCGAUAAACUUCUUUCGGAUCGUAAACACUGAAACCGAGGGAUUGCUGCUAAAAGUCUGGCGCAGAGCAAUGUGUUCACCACAGGGUCGCUCUAUUGGUUUAAAGCUGUUAGAAGACGUGGCAAAUAAACCUUGGAUCGUCCCUAGGAUGUUGAUAUCACUGCUUAAGGCCCUGUUUAAGUAUCCUUGCCAAUACAAACUGACACCACCCAAUUGAUGUUGCAAAAAGAGCAGAUUUCACUGUAAUCAUAAAGAACUUUAACCUCGUUAGAAUGACCUAACUAUAGCCAUAUGGCUAUAGUUAGGUCAUUUCAGUGUUGGCCACAGAGGUUUGUCCGCAAAUCCACGAGAUAUCAGGCAGAUUUCUUUAUGAUAAAUUGUUACAUUAUUAACAAAUAUUUUUUUGUCAUCGCUUUGCAGCUGUCGGGAUUAAUCUCAUGAUGCGUAUAUAUUUUGUUAUGUAAACCACAUUCAAAUCAUCGUGCACUUUUUCAAUACCG
This is a messenger RNA of Porites lobata, 2789 nucleotides long. The record is from the annotation of a GenBank genome assembly. Lineage: Eukaryota; Metazoa; Cnidaria; Anthozoa; Scleractinia; Poritidae.